Molecule: messenger RNA, 603 nt
Organism: Brassica oleracea var. oleracea
Lineage: Eukaryota; Viridiplantae; Streptophyta; Magnoliopsida; Brassicales; Brassicaceae
Exons: 2
Coding region: 1-603 (200 amino acids)
Source: RefSeq, a predicted model, not a curated record
AUGUGCAACCUUGAGAAGAUAUUUCCUCCAUCAUUCUUUGAUGUAAUGGAACAACUUGCUAUUCAUCUCGUAAGAGAAUUGGAACUUGGUGGUCCUGUGCAGUACAAAUGGAUGUAUAUUUUUGAGCGUUAUAUGCAUCAUCUGAAGAAGAUGGUCAAAAAUCAAAGCAGGGUGGAAGGAUCUAUAGUGGCACAGGUGAUCAAUGAAGAAACUGCAAUCUCUGCUGAAAAUUAUUUUCCACCAGAAGUGCAAAAAAAACACCGAAGACCUGCUCGGCAUGAUGAUAGAGGGGAGAGAGCAACAUAUCAUGUUACUGUCCCAAGCAUGUUCAAGGAAAUAGGACGACUUAGUGGAAAAUUCACGAAGCGGAGACUUACGGACACUGAGAACGCUCAUUUGCAAACAUAUUUGCUCACCAACUGUGAAGAUGUUCUACAAUAUGAGAGUGUAUAUAUGGCGGAGUUGCGUAUGACUCACAGGCAUGCAACAGAAGAUGAGCUUCGACAACUUAGAGAUAACGGAUUUGCUGCGUGGCUUCGUAGUUAUGUGAGUCAUAUAUCAUAUUACCCUAUGCAAAUGAUUAGUUUAAGGAAUACUGAUUAA